Messenger RNA from Musca domestica (house fly), 1269 nucleotides. Its product is annotated as decapping nuclease DXO homolog. Gene Ontology annotation, biological process: nuclear-transcribed mRNA catabolic process; NAD-cap decapping. The transcript is spliced from 4 exons. The record is from RefSeq and is a predicted model, not a curated record. Bases 158 to 1216 code for a protein of 352 amino acids. Lineage: Eukaryota; Metazoa; Arthropoda; Insecta; Diptera; Muscidae. Gene Ontology annotation, cellular component: nucleus; cytosol.
CCUUUGAAUCGCAAAACAUGACCAUAUCUAUGGGCGCUAGCAACGUUGAAGCCCAAGUUGGGGGAUUCACAUUCUGAUUAUAAAUAACUAUACUCAGCGGAGUAGAUAAGUUCUUUGUCCUAGUGAAUCUUAAAAGAAAAAUAAAAAAAUACCAAACAUGUCUCUAUUGCUACAAAUAAACGAUUGUCAGUUGGUAAAAUUGCAACAAAACCCUGAAUAUAUGACAAGGCCCAAACUUGUGAAGAUUUACGAUAUAAAUUACACACGAUUUUCACCAGCAAAAAAAUUUCGCUAUCUGUUUAAAGAGCCGAGUCAAUAUCCCCUGGAUCUUAAUAAUGUUGUUGGUGACCCGAUUGAAAUAAAACACAGUACACAAAAUAAUUUAUUGCAUCCCUUGUUAAAUACUUAUUUUGAAGACUACAUUGUUCUGCUGGAAGAAGAUAUUGAUGAUGAUGACAAUAGAAAUGCAAACAAAGUGGAAAUGACUGAUGUUUAUAGCAGGCGUGGUAUUCUAGAAAGAAUUAUGGGUUUUUAUUACGAGAAAAAUGAUUUUAGUGCGCUUGUGUCACGGUGCAAUGGAAAGCUUUUUGUAGUGGAACUGCCACAGAGCGAAGAUGCAUUUGAAAGAAAUCAGAGUGGAAAUAAUACACAUCAUAGGCGUUUUUGUCAAAUUACAUCCGUAGACACUAUGCCGGAACUUUCUGAUUGCAAUGAUGACAACAUAUUUCAAGUUGCAAUACACGAAGCUAACUUGGGAAAAUACAAUCUACACUAUGUUGCAAGAGCACCGGCUAUAAAGGUCACUGAAGCAUCAAAGAAUGAUCUUAAAAAUUUAAGAGAUGUGGAAUUUGUGUCCACUAAACAAAUGUGGUCCUCGAUACGAGAUAAAAGUACAAAAUUUCUAAAAUAUUGGCUGCAAUCGUAUCUGUCUAACGUAAGGGAACUGUACAUUGCUUACAAAGACUCGAAGGGUAUGGUUUCUAGUCCAAUUGAAUGUUGGAAAACAUGCGACAUUCCUAAGAAUUACCUUUGGAAGCCGAGGGUUUGUACAACGUUUUUAAACGAAUUUCUAAAUAAGGUCGAGGAAAUUAUGGCAAACAUAAAUUCUUUGGAUAUUGUUUUUGAAUUUGCAUUUAAUACAUCAACAAGAAGUGUAACAUAUUUUAAAAAAUCGGGCGUCGGCUUUAUUCCAAAAGAAUAUGCUGAUAGAAUUUAAGAAAAAAUUGUUUAAAAUAUGAGUUAUAUGUAAAUAAACUACUUUCGAUUUUA